GCGGGCGCUGUCCAGCGGCGGUGCCCGGCCGUCGGGGUGCGGGACUCACGAGGAGGGGCACCGGGCGGGUGACUGACUGCGGCGGGGCGGCCGAGCGAGCCCGCAGAGCUGUAGAUAUGUACGCGGGACGGAAGCGGAGGAAGCCGGUGCAGAGGAGUGUGAAGCCAGUGCUGGCUGAUGGAGUCAAAUCCAACCCUUCAAAGAGGCACCGCGACCGGUUAAACUCUGAGUUGGAGCGCCUGGCUGGCCUGCUCCCUUUUGCUGAAGAUGUGACCUCUAGUCUGGACAAGCUCUCUAUCCUCCGCCUGAGUGUCAGCUAUCUGCGGUCCAAAACUUUCUUCCGGGUUGCCUUCAAGAACCACAGCUGUAACAAGAUAGCUGGUGGAUAUGGUAACCAUGGCAACAGGAAGGUGCCUGGAUUGGUGGACGGGAUGCUGCCAGAGGGAGAGCUCUUGUUGCAGGCUCUGAACGGGUUUGUACUGGUUGUCACAGCGGAUGGUCUUAUAUUCUAUGUUUCUCCGACAAUUCAGGAUUAUCUGGGAUUUCACCAGACCGAUGUCAUGCACCAGAGUGUAUUCGAGCUGAUUCACAUCGAAGACCAACAAGAAUUCCGCCGGAACCUUCACUGGGCCUUGAAUCCACCUGCCGUCACCGGGGCAGACAAAAACCCACGAGGUGAACAAGUUACCUCUCCAGCUGUAAUCUGCUACAGUCCUGAGCAGCUGCCACCUGAGAACACGUUCUUCGAGAGGAACUUUGUCUGUCGCCUUCGCUGCUUGUUGGACAAUUCGUCCGGUUUCUUGGCUCUCAACUUCCAGGGACGGCUGAGGUUCCUACAUGGACAAAACAAGAGAGCCGAGGAUGGCACUCCCAUCCCUCCGCAGCUGGCUCUCUUUGCCCUGGCAACUCCCCUCCAGCCCCCCUCCAUCCUGGAGGUCCGGACCAAGAACAUGAUCUUCAGAACCAAGCACAAAUUAGACUUCACUCCGCUUGCCUGUGACGCCAAGGGCAAGAUUGUUCUGGGAUACACAGAGGCCGAGCUCCGGGCACGAGGGACAGGAUACCAGUUCAUCCACGCUGCCGACAUGUUGCACUGUGCGGAAAAUCACGUUCGAAUGAUUAAAACCGGGGAGAGUGGCCUUACUGUAUUCCGACUCCUGACCAAAGACAACCGUUGGGCCUGGGUUCAAGCAAAUGCCAGACUGGUGUACAAAAAUGGAAAGCCAGAUUACAUCAUAGCAACACAGAGGCCUCUGGUCGACGAGGAGGGAGGGGAGGAGCUCCGCAAACGAGCCCAGCGCCUGCCGUUCAGCUUCGCCACCGGAGAGGCGGUGCUGUACCAGACGACAACGACAAUGACGUCCUCCUCCUCAAACCCGGGGCAGGCCGGCCCGCGGCAGGCGAGGGGGAGGGGCAGUGGAGGGAGAAGGAACGUCCUGGGCAGAGCCGCCGAGAAGGGGCAGAGGGCGGUGGAUCCCAGUUCCCUCCUGGGCGCCAUGAUGCAGCAGGAUGAGUCAGUAUACGUCUGCCACCCGGCCCCCGAGCCCAGGUGCGCUUAUGGCAGCGGUUCCUUCAGCGAAGCUGCCGGCACUGGGGGCACAGCGGGUCACCACUGGCAGCCGGGUCCCGGCGGCACGGCUGAGCUCAGCCAGCCGGAGGUGAGUGGCGGGCCGCUCGAUCCCUUGCUGGCCACUUUGGACUCUCUCAACCUGACCGGGGAGGACAACUGCUUGAACAGCGACUUGUUCAGUGCGCUGGAGAACCUGGGGCUCGGGGCAGACGACUUGGAGCUCCUCCUGUUCGACGAGCGGAUGGUGAGGGUGGAAACCAACCCCGACUGCGUUCCCUUGCCGAAUGAGGUCAUGGCAGACGGUGAGGUCCUGCCCUACAUCCACGACUCCAGAGCGACCAAAAAUGAACAGAGGGUCUCUGGGAACCAGCAGCCGUAUCCCUCGUCGGAUUUCUCCCAGGCCGGAAACGUGGACCCUGCGGCCUCGGGGGAGGAACCUGGGGCUUCCUCCCGGGACUUUCCCCGACACCAGCCUCCGCUGCCUUUGGACCCUCGGAUGUUGCUGCCUCAAGCUCCGUUGCAGCCCCAGCAGAACGACCGGCCUUGGGACCAACAUAUGCAGCGCUGCAGUGGAUCCCCGACUCGAGGGGAGCCUGCUCUGCCGCAGCUGAAAGUGCGCCUGCACACACAGUACCAGUUUGAACUGACAGCCGCUGAGCAGCUUCUGGUCAAUGGAGUGCAGUCCCACAGUCUGGCAAACCCCCAACUGAGAGACGGUCACCAGUGGCAAAACUAUGGUUGUCCACCUGCAGCUGAUGAGUCUGUUGCGUACAGGCUGGAUCACUUUGCCGGCUAUGGUAUUGGCCAAAACGUGGAUUCCUACCAGCAUUCUGGGCCGAUGUCUUCUGCCUUCCCUCCCACUGACCAGAGCACGGGUUAUCACGCGGGUGGGGCACCAUACGUGGAGUUGACAACGACCGGUGACGGCCGGUACCACAGCUUCCUCACCACCUCGUCCGCUUACCAGACUUUCCCACAGAAGCAGCCAGUCCAGGGAACCCCCCUCUACCAGUACCAGUCGUCCGAACCUUCCACCGACCCACUUGCAGACCUUUCUCUGGACGAGCUGCAGCCCAUGGUGGACCUGCAUGGAUUGUUUCCAUCAUCCGUAUCUCAGGACGAUUCCCAGAAGGGACAGAAGAACUGUGUUCCGAGCGCCAUCGAAGUGGUGUGUCCUGACGCCUGCAUCCAUCCCAGUGGAAACGUGGUGUCUUCGGACAAAAUGCUUCCCUACACGGAUGUUUUUGCAAACCCUACAACAACUGGCUAUUACAUUCAGUGACUUCCUGCCAGGUGGUCAGUGCAGGGUCUCCAUGAGGACUGCGUGCAACAGCAGAAGAUUUCUGAAGCAAACUAAAGUACUUCUGCUUUGAAGUAUUGUCCAUUUAAUCUCCUUGUUUACUUUGUUAAUGAGGGGAUGGGUUUACCGUUGAGUAUUUCCUUUGCUAAAAAAAUUCUUUCCAAGGUGCUAAAUAUGGGGGAGAAUGAGUUGGGAGAUUUCCAUGCAUACAAGAGUGCAGGCUGCAGUGUGAAUUGCCUUCCUUGUUGUGUAGCCUACCUUAUUUGUUGAUGAGUAUCAUUCCGAUUGACUGAAGAUGUGAAAGAUGGUUCUCAGCUUCUGCUGUCUCAGCUGCCAUGAGCUUGGCAAGGGGAAACAACCUCACUUCUGAUUGCUUCCCAGCUUCAAACCAGGUGGCAUCAGUUGUGGGAUGUUUCCUCCCCUUUGUAAGCAAGAUGCUUGUAGUCGAGUGAGUUUGUCUCCCAGCAAGAGUCGACCUUUAGGAAUGGAAGGGAGACUGUUUUAAGUCAGACCAAGAACAGUGCAUUGAUAUCUUCAGCAAGGAGAUAUCAGAGACGUCAUAUUUCACCUGUGACAAUAAGACAGUACAGUUUCACAAGUACUUGAAGUUUUUAAUUUGUGAUGUUCAGCUGUCUGUUGCUUCAAACUGACAUUUGGGAAAAGAAGCUAGUUGGACAAGAAUGCUUCUGGAAGAGAGCCUCAAGGUUGAAAUAUUGCAUGAAGCUGUGGUAGGACGCUGGAGAGCUUUGAUCUGUUCUGGGCAGGAAACUGCAGGUAAGAACAAUUGGCUUUGGAAGAAUUCCAGUGCAGGUUGAUCAGAAAGAUGCUGGGGCUUAAAUUGUUAGGUUCUGAGGACAACUUAUGCAGAACAGGCUUGUAUUCUGCUAAGGGACAGAAAAUUAAGGUGUGAUGUAAUCAAGAUCUUUAUGCAAAAUGAAGAUGUUGUUAGUGGUGAUACUGAGGAACUAUUUCUUCACGUGAGCAAAGCCGGUACAAUUGGAAGUAGACGCAUCAGGAUGAUGCAUCUUUUCACACAAUUUUCCUGGAAUCAUUUCCCUGGAAGCUGUUGAGAGCUUUCACAACUGAGACUGAUAAACCUUUCUUAGGCAAAGGGUUAUGGAUGUGGAGCAGGUCAAUAGAAUUGAGAUGUAGAUCAGCUGAGGUCUAACUGAGUGGCAGAGUGAUUCCUGUUUGUAAAGAGCAGGAAAGGAUAGAUCUAGUUCAGUCUUUGAUGCAUGCACCCAUGUACCUGAUAUGGACUGUGAGGGUGGAAGAGAUCGAACUGAACUAAAGCCCAAAUAUUUAAGAGAUCAGAAGGAGCUGAAUGGGACGAUAUUCUGUAGGGAAUAGUUAGGAUUGAGAUGACUGGGAAUGGAAAUGUUGGAUCAAAGGGUGGAUGCAGGCUGAGCUGACAUUCCAAGGAAGAUGAUGAAUGCUGUCUGGAUAGGGAGGAAUAUUUGGAAUAUUUUCUGCACCAGGGGCCAGUUGGUGAAAUAAAGAAGUCUUCCCAUUUAUCAGUGGACUUCUGACGGUCUUUAGGGAAAAGUUGUUUAUUCCCAGGAAUAUGGUAAUGGUUGUAACAAUUUCUGCCAGGAGGCAACUUGAUGUGUCAUCCCUCUAUCUCUGUAACCCCCUCCCACUCCUAAACUGCUCUGUAUCACUGUAAUCCCCUCCCACCCCUACAUACCUCUGUAUUUCUGUAACCCCUUCCAGCCUCUACACCCCUCCCUGUCUCUGUAACCCCUUCCCACACCUACACCUCUCUAUAUCUCUGUAACACCCCCCCUCCACCCCUCCCACCACCCA
Pristis pectinata (smalltooth sawfish) is the source of this 4676-nucleotide messenger RNA. Its product is annotated as aryl hydrocarbon receptor-like. Gene Ontology annotation, biological process: regulation of transcription by RNA polymerase II. Gene Ontology annotation, cellular component: aryl hydrocarbon receptor complex; nucleus. The record is from RefSeq and is a predicted model, not a curated record. NCBI's taxonomy places the organism in Eukaryota, Metazoa, Chordata, Chondrichthyes, Rhinopristiformes, Pristidae. Gene Ontology annotation, molecular function: protein dimerization activity; nuclear receptor activity; transcription cis-regulatory region binding.